UGGUAUGUAUUCAUAAUAAUAAAAAGAAGAAGAACAAAACUAAAUGUGUAGUCUGUUAAAAAAAAAAGAUUUACCUGAGGGUUAACUACUUCGACAUGACGCCUGAUCUGAGGAGUCAGCGGCAUGGAUAUGCCCACAGUGGGAGUCAAAGAUCACUCACGCGCUGACACUGACACAUUACAGUCUGACAUUGAGCCUUACUGUCUCGAAAAUAUUGUAAAUACGAGGUGACGCUAGGAAAAGAUUGUGAAACUAUACAAACCAUGCCAUUUUUGGAAUUCAUAGCUGGGAGCAUUUCAGGUGCACUGGGACUUGCAGUUGGACACCCGUUUGACACCAUUAAGGUGCGUCUGCAGGCCCGCUCUUUGUAUAAAGGAAUAUUUCACUGCGUUAGGAAAACGUACUCCCAUGAAGGGGUCAGAGGAUUCUUCAAGGGCAUGGCAUUUCCAGUGAUGACCACCGGCAUCGUCAACUCUGUGGUCUUCGGUUCCUACAGUAACGCUUUGGACUAUCUGACUGGGUCUCAGCGUGGUCACACGGGUCAGUGCACGCCGGCCUCGGCCGGACAGGUCUUCACUGCUGGCUGCUUCUCAGGCCUGGUGCAGGUGUUGGUGUGUGCACCGAUCGACUUGGUGAAGGUGCGUCUGCAGGGUCAGACGUCCGCUGGCCGCUAUCGUGGACCCCUGCACUGCAUGAGGGUCAUACUGAGGGAGGAGGGACCGCGGGGUCUGUUCAGAGGAGGCGUGGCUCUCGCUCUGAGGGACAUCCCCUGCUAUGGACUCUACUUCCUGCCUUAUGAGGUCACUCGCAAGGCUCUGGCUGAGACCGACCAACAGCCUGGUACCUUUGCCAUAUUGAUGGCGGGGGGUGUGGCCGGCGUGGUGACCUGGGCCUUCGCCACGCCCAUGGACGUGGUGAAGGCCCGGCUGCAGAUGUCCGGGGCGGGCGGCCGGCGCUACAGCGGGGUCCUGCACUGCAUGAGCGUCAGCCUGCGGGAGGAAGGGCCGAGGGUCUUCUUCAAAGGCCUCCUGCUGAACAGCCUGAGGGCCUUCCCCGUCAACGCCAUCACCUUCCUCAGCUACGAGAGUCUGAUGAAGGUCCUCUGCCCACCAGCGGGAUGAGGUGGCCUUUGG
Molecule: messenger RNA, 1133 nt
Organism: Menidia menidia (Atlantic silverside)
Lineage: Eukaryota; Metazoa; Chordata; Actinopteri; Atheriniformes; Atherinopsidae
Source: the annotation of a GenBank genome assembly